CUCUGCGCGCUUGCGGGAAGCGUCCACCCCACUGAGCCUGCCAGCAAAAGAGCGCCGCGUUGCAACGCCCUCGCCUCACCUUUUGCCGGGCCUCGCCUGCAAAGCCACGACCAAGAAAGAGCGGGUCUCCCGCCGCCGCCGCUCCUCCUCUUCCUCUCCUCCCCUUCUCGGCGGUCUCGACCGAGGCGUGGCCCGAGCCUAUUAAAGGCGCUUACGGGCGAGGGGGGGGCAGCCGGCCCGGGUGUUGGCGUGGCUCGGGGACUCGGGGAUAACCAUGGCCAAGUACGUGGAGCUCUACACGAAGGCGCAGAUGCCCAUCCUGGGGCUGGGCACGUGGAAGUCUCCACCAGGAAAAGUAGCAGAAGCUGUGAAAAAGGCCAUUGAUGUGGGAUAUCGCCAUUUAGAUUGUGCAUAUGUGUACCAAAACGAAGAAGAGGUUGGCCGCGGUAUCCAAGAGAAGAUCAAGUCCGGAGUUGUAAAGCGAGAGGAUCUUUUCGUUGUUAGUAAGCUUUGGUGCACUUUCCAUGAGAAAGCCUUGGUGAAGGGUGCUUGUAAAGCAACACUUGCUGCUCUCAAACUGGAUUACUUGGAUCUGUACCUUGUUCACUGGCCUGUGGGAUUCAAGGCUGGAGAUGAACUGUUUCCUACUGAUGAAAAAGGCAUGAUAAUAGCCAGUGGCACAAAUAUUGCAGACACUUGGGAGGCAAUGGAAGAGCUGGUAGAUGCCGGAUUGGUGAGAACCAUUGGCGUUUCCAAUUUCAACCACGAACAGAUUGAGAGGUUAUUGAACAAGCCUGGUUUGAAGUACAAGCCUGCAAAUAAUCAGAUUGAGUGUCACCCAUACCUUACUCAGGAAAAACUGAUCAAUUACUGUCAGUCCAGAGGGAUCUCUGUCACAGCCUAUAGUCCCCUUGGCUCUCCGGACAGACCAUGGGCCAAGCCAGAAGACCCAUCUCUCUUGGAUGAUCCCAAAAUAAAAGAGAUUGCUGCAAAGCACAAUAAAACGGUGCCUCAGGUCCUGAUCCGGUUUCAUAUCCAAAGAAAUGUGGUUGUGAUUCCCAAAUCCAUCACCCCAGCACGUAUUGAGGAAAACUUCAAGGUGUUUGACUUCGAGUUAUCUAAGCAAGACAUGGAAACCAUCCUCAGCUUCAACAGGAACUGGAGAGCGUGUGCACUGUCCUCGUGCAUCAAUCACAAGGAGUAUCCUUUCAAAAUUGAAUAUUGAAGUUUGGUUGUUGUGAAAGUCUUCGAACCAAGCUGUGAACUGUUUUCAUCGACGUCAACUUUUUAGAGAUCUGUUCCAUCUACACAACAUCUGUAAACAUUUUCUAGCCUAGAUUCAAUAUGUUUUGAGCAUCCCUCGUUGACUUCUUGCCUAAGUGUAUGAGCCCCCACGUAUUGCAAGGAUCUUGCUGACUCGCUGUUUUCAACAUGUGAAGGUGACUAUCUGAAAGAGGGAGGGAGCUCUACCCUUGUAGCCUUUCUGUCUGAGCUUGCUUUGUCAUGUUGUGCAUAACCUGGAGAAUCCACACAGACAGACAGCCUUUCUCUCUACAGACUAUAAAAAACAAUGCAGGCAGGGCAGGAGGGAACUAGCACACUCCCCUCAGUGCAUCUGGGCUCCUUGUGGCUAGGUAACAAAUUGCAAAAUAUCUUUGAAUGCUCAUUAUAAUAUCCUCCUUCUUGUUCGAUGGCACCAUGUUUGUCAAGACAAGUGGCCGGAGCUAUAAGGAGUCAAGUUAUGUGCUGAUCUUUGGAAGCUCUGUUGCACUGCUUUCUCCUCCCAUACAAAAAGUCAAUGUACUAAAAACUUGGUGGGAAAGUACAAUUGUAACGGUCUGAAAAUUACACUUUCUGAACGCCCUUUUACCUUGGCUCCAUUCUGAGAGCUUCAAAGUUUUGGUUGUUAUGUGCAUUGUUUUGACUUCGUCAUAUAUGGGAGCUCCUUUCAAGGGUUUGGAGUGUUUUCCUCUGGUGAUACUGCUUCUAAUAAAAUUGUAUGAUUGCUAUCAUA
Pogona vitticeps (central bearded dragon) is the source of this 2014-nucleotide messenger RNA. Its product is annotated as aldo-keto reductase family 1 member B1. The record is from RefSeq and is a predicted model, not a curated record. Lineage: Eukaryota; Metazoa; Chordata; Lepidosauria; Squamata; Agamidae. Gene Ontology annotation, molecular function: oxidoreductase activity.